AUGGCCGCAACGAGCAACGUGAUCGGAUUAAUCCUUCCCGGUCAGCCGGUGCAAGUGAACGGGCAGAUUAUGAGCGACAACGAGAUCAUGUUCCAGCUCCCAGUGCCGCACUCCCAGCUGCAGCACUUGGUUCUCUUCCUCACCGGUGCGCAAGCGUUGCCGGAGAACCACGGCGCGUCUGUCUACCUCAUGUUGUCCGACAACGGCUUCAAGUUCCUCGGGCAUCUGGCCAAUGACAAACCCUCCGCGAUCUUCCGCGUCUCAUCAUCCGCCAGUACUUCUAAGAGCAGUGCGUCGAACUCGCCGCCCGCACAGCCAGCCAUGUUGUCUGCAGAAACGGCGAUCGUCGCGGUCACACCGGAACCGCAGUUUACGAGGAUAGGAGUGCUCGUCGAGCCGCUGUCCGCAAUACAGCAGAAAAUCGUGCCCAAGGAACAGCAGGUGCAGCAGCAACAGACGGACUACCUCACAUUUGUGAAGGCGCUUGCGCAGAACUGCUACGAUCACAUGAGCGGUUGGAUCCUCACCGAGGAACAGUGGCGAACGCGGGGGCAGGCGUUGGUGCAAGAGAAACUCGUCCCCAUUGGGGCAUUGGAGCAGUGGUUCGACUCCUUUCGAAGAAAAUUAACGCAAAACCCAAACUUCUGGAAAAAAUCCAUCGAUUCAUGACGGGGCGGAAUAAACAUAUUAAACGUCUUGAAGAUGUUUCUAUUUGGCUCUACUAGCGCAAGAAAAAUUAUGUACGAACGACUACGACCACAGCAUUGAUUGAUGUUCCCUUAGCAGUGUUACAGAAACCGCAGUUGUAAGAAAGAACAAAGGGAGGUCAUGGCAUGCACCAUUUCACAUGAGAAAGAGAAUCUUAACCCGCGGCGCGGGGCGAAUACGCGCCGAUUAUAGUUUGUUGGUCAUAAGCCUCAACGGCGUAUGAAACGAAUUCAUCGCGGUGAU
Messenger RNA from Amoebophrya sp. A120, 951 nucleotides. The record is from the annotation of a GenBank genome assembly. Lineage: Eukaryota; Dinophyceae; Syndiniales; Amoebophryaceae.